CUAUGGAUAUUUUUAACUACAAGAAAAUCUUUUUUUCCCUAAAUUAUCAUAAACACUGCUUGAAAUAGAAUAUAAAUAAAUUACAAAAAUGCCACGACAACUACCAAUCGACAUGCUGAAUGAAUCGUCCAAGGAAAUAGUGUACAUUAGAAAAAAUCGGCCUUUGUUGAAAAAAUUAGCUAAAGAAACUCAUUUUAAUUUGAAAGAAGUUGAAGCACUAGCUCUUAUUCACUAUAAAAUUUGUAAAGAACACGGAUCAAUAUCAAGAACUCUAUUCCGGGAUAUUUUUCAUUCAGGUCUUGAUUAUACAGAAAAUAUUCGACAUUUAUUGGUAGACAAAGUUUUUUCUGCAAUGAUUCAACAGAAUGCCUUACAUAUUAAUAUGGAGCAAUGGGUACGAGGGUUUUCAGUUAUAUUGAGGGGAACUUUGGAAGAGAGAAUUAAUUUCGCUUUCAAAGUUUACGAUUUAAUGAUGACGGGUAGAAUAAAAAGAGAGCAAAUUUUUAAUAACAUGAGAGGAUGUUUCAUAAGCUUGGGAUCUGAUGAAAAUGUUGAUGAAACACUGAAGGACUUUGUUGAUUUAAUUCUAAAAACCCUGGACGUUGAUCGUGAUGGAAGUAUUAGUGAGGGAGACUUUAAAUCAGCAGUAAUGGAUAAAGAUAAAUUGCUAUUAGAAUGUAUGGGUCCUGUUUUUCCCUCUCGCGAUUACCAGUAUGCCUUUUCAACGACAUUUACAAACAAUAUUGGGGAUUUUUAAAGUGAAUUCACAUCGCUCCAAGAUUGAGUAUACAAUCAAUUUUUACACCAAUGAAUCUGCUCAAUCAGACAGAAGAUAUCUCCUUCAGCAUUUGAGUGACGCUCCAUUAAAUUUUCGAUACCAUUGUUAGGCUUUUCGAUUUUCACGAUCCAUCAAAUAAUCAUCCAUGUACUACACUUAAUAAUGUAACAAAUGGAGCACAAUAAAUACGUUCAACAUGACGAGAACAAAAACAAACAGAUUACAAACGGAUUACUUUGAAUAAUACAAUAUCGACAGAUUCUCAUUAUUACAGAAUGAGCUUUCAUAAAUUAGAAUUGAUAACAGAGUAAUUGUCAUUAACUGAUUAUAAUAAUAAUUCAUAAUCCUGG
Chelonus insularis is the source of this 1128-nucleotide messenger RNA. RefSeq names its product EF-hand calcium-binding domain-containing protein 1-like. The transcript has 3 exons. The record is from RefSeq and is a predicted model, not a curated record. Lineage: Eukaryota; Metazoa; Arthropoda; Insecta; Hymenoptera; Braconidae. Gene Ontology annotation, molecular function: calcium ion binding. The coding region runs from base 89 to 757 and encodes 222 amino acids.